GCCAGACAAUGCACAAUCAUCUAGUGGAACAGUUGCUUCCUUCACAAUAUAUGUAAACUACAGUGCAUCUGAUGUCACACCAGACAUACUUGAAACAACCUUUAGCAAUAGAUUAAGCGAACAAACCGUCGGAAGUAUCACAAAACGUAUUCUCGGCACUGGUUAUGUUCUAGCCACAAGCACAGAUGGAAUCAACUUUACUCCUUCACUGCACAAUAUAGUCGGUAAGAAAUUUCGCUAUUAUAGCAGAAUAUUAAAUUUGAUAGCUUCUUUUGUUUAAGUCAUCUCUCUAACAUGAAAAACAAACAGAAUGAAGAAUUUAUGACCCAUAUUGUUUAUCUGAGAGCGCCAUAUAUCUGUCAUUCUUCGAAACCAGGUUUUAUAUUCCAGUCGUCUGCUUUAAUGCAAUACGGAAUGAUGUAUUAUGAAUGAAAUCAGCAAUGAGCAGACGUGCUUGGAAGAGACAAAAUCCAUUUUGUCAAUCAUGAUUUGUAGUACAUUAUUUACUAAAUUAUUAUUAAUCGUCUUUCGCCAUUCAAUUAACUCAUUCUACGACUUGGGGAAAACGACAGUAAAUGAGACAUGGUUGUUUCCCUGCUAUGUAUGGAGUAUUGUUGAUAUGCUUAAAAUUGGCUUUUCGCGAAGCAAAAUAAUCAGCAAUCCGCACAUUUAGAAACAUGUAUUUGUCUUCUAAUUCUGAAUUAUAGAUUUAAUACACAAGCAAUAUUUCUUGGUUUGGCCAAGGUUAUAGGUAGUAAUUAUGAUAUAUGAAACUAUAUAAGUGGUAGAUUUUAACACAAGAACGCCAUAAUCAACAGUAAAACUUUAUUGUCCGGCUUGACAAAAAACAAAUAUUUCCUGAUAUUUCAGUUGACAUCAAUGAGUGCUCUCAAAGUGUAGCACAAUGUGGAGAAGGUCAAAGGUGUGAAAACUAUUGUGGCACAUAUCGUUGUUACUGCAACAGUCCUGGAACCUAUCUAGUUGAUGAAAACUGUACGGGUAUGCAAGAUUCUAUGUUUGUUUGUAUAACUCAACAUUUUAAAAUGAAAAUUAGUAGAGGCUGGACUGAUUGCGCUAAACCAAGGCGUGACCAAUUUAAAUCUUAUUUUGAUGUCGGUUAUUGCAUGUGUGCACGUGAAUCAAACCUUAUUUUGUAUACGAAAUACCAAAAAUUGCUCAGUUCCUCUACCAUGCCGUUUCAGUUUUUUUUAUUAUACAGAAUAUGCUUGGACAGCCAUGAACUGUAUAGAGGUACGUAACUGUAAUAAAUUAAUAACCAAUGACAAGUUUAUUCGAUUAACCAUUUCUUUAUUUAGAUAUUCUGUCAUAUGAGGGUGGAUUUGUCGUGACCAAUCGUGAAUUUAAACUUAAGUACAAUGAUACGAAUAGCAUUGAAUACUUGCAAUUUGCUGAGAACAUAGCGACGGUUGUAAGUGUUUGGUUUCUUGUUUACCAAAACUCAUAUGUAAUUUUAGUGUGCAGUGACAACCAAUUUGCGCAUAAAACGGUAGUGAAAGUGAGCAGUGAUCAACUGUAAAAAUAUGCAUGAGUGAUAACACAAUUUUUAAUAAUUAAAUUAAAUACGGUAAACACUCAAACAAGAUUAAAUAAGGUAAAACAUAUAGUCUUUUCCAAGAUUUGCGUGCGAUAAAAGCAAUAAAAUGCACCAUUUUCAAAAAUGAGAAAAAACCUGAUUUGUUUAACAAUGUUUUAGUUGCUGUGGAUUUAUUAAUUACGAUUUAUUAAUUCUCUUUCCCAGGUGAAGGAAUAUUACAUGAAAACUCAAUAUGCUCAUAACAUAAUUGGAGUUAGAGUCAUUUAUCUCUA
Molecule: messenger RNA, 1827 nt
Organism: Paramuricea clavata
Lineage: Eukaryota; Metazoa; Cnidaria; Anthozoa; Malacalcyonacea; Plexauridae
Source: the annotation of a GenBank genome assembly